AUGGCGCCUGAUCGCACGGGAAAGAGCGUGUUCCUGGGAAACAUCCCCUACAACCUCACUGAGGAGCAGGUCAAGGACAUCCUCAGCACCGCCGGUACUGUCACCAAGUUUCGCCUUAUGAUGAACCCUGAGACUGGGAAGCCCAAGGGCUAUGGAUUCGCCGAUUUCGCCGACGCCGACGCCGCUGCUUCGGCUGUGCGCAACCUCAACGAUUACGAGAUCAUGGGCCGCAAGAUCCGCGUCGACUGGCCUCACAACAACGAAAAGGACUCCGUGCCUACCGAUUAUCCCCAGGAAUCGCAGCCCAUUACCCAGGACCCGUCGCAGCAAAUGCAGCAGAUUCCUGGAUCUGCACCGCUUCCUCCUCUCCCGCCUGGCGCGGAGAUUCCGCCUCACCUCGACUGCCCCAAUGCCAUCUCCCACACACUUGCCGCUCUUCCGCCAAAUCAGCUCCUCGAUGUCCUCACUGAGUUCAAGAAUCUUGCUGUGAACGAUCCCAUUCGUGCAACAGAGCUCCUGCGUCAAGCUCCGCAGCUCGCAUACGCUAUCUUCCAGGCUUUGCUGUUGAUGAACCUUGUGGAGUACCAGCUCUUGGGAUCCAUUGUCGAGCAAGCUACACAAGUCGCCCCUGCUCCCCAGGCUGCUGCGUACCCGCCUUACGCAGGUGUCCCUGGCCAGACCGGUACCCCGCCCGUUGCUGGCGGCCCUUUCGCACCUCCGCCUGCGCAGCCCGCUGCUACCCAGGCUCCGAACCCACAGAGAGACGAGCUUCUCCAGCAAGUGCUCAAUAUGCCGCAGUCUAUGGUUGAUGCUCUUCCUCCCACAGAACGCCAACAGAUCAUGAUUUUGCGCCAGCAAAUGAUGGGAGGUGGCAUGCGGUGA
Messenger RNA from Penicillium argentinense, 882 nucleotides. RefSeq names its product putative polyadenylation factor subunit CstF64. Gene Ontology annotation, molecular function: mRNA binding. Gene Ontology annotation, cellular component: mRNA cleavage and polyadenylation specificity factor complex. The record is from RefSeq and is a predicted model, not a curated record. The transcript is spliced from 2 exons. Gene Ontology annotation, biological process: mRNA 3'-end processing. NCBI's taxonomy places the organism in Eukaryota, Fungi, Ascomycota, Eurotiomycetes, Eurotiales, Aspergillaceae. Bases 1 to 882 code for a protein of 293 amino acids.